This is a messenger RNA of Myxocyprinus asiaticus (Chinese sucker), 7574 nucleotides long. RefSeq names its product ATPase H+ transporting V0 subunit a1b (gene atp6v0a1b). The coding region runs from base 129 to 2405 and encodes 758 amino acids. The transcript has 19 exons. Gene Ontology annotation, biological process: vacuolar acidification; proton transmembrane transport. Gene Ontology annotation, cellular component: vacuolar proton-transporting V-type ATPase complex; vacuolar proton-transporting V-type ATPase, V0 domain; plasma membrane. Lineage: Eukaryota; Metazoa; Chordata; Actinopteri; Cypriniformes; Catostomidae. Gene Ontology annotation, molecular function: ATPase binding; proton-transporting ATPase activity, rotational mechanism. The record is from RefSeq and is a predicted model, not a curated record.
UGACAUCACGGAGCACGUCUGAUCGUCGUCGAGGUGAUCAUCUGAUUUAUUUCUGAAGAUAUCGAGUGCGGCUGAUCCUCUGAGAUUGAUUUGUAAUCUGUGUGUGAGUGACUGUACCCAGCGGCAUCAUGGGGGAGUUGUUUCGCAGUGAGGAGAUGACUCUGGCCCAGCUCUUCCUUCAGUCUGAAGCGGCCUACUGCUGCGUCAGUGAACUGGGCGAGCUGGGAAUGGUCCAGUUCAGAGAUCUCAACCCUGAUGUGAACGUGUUUCAGAGGAAGUUUGUGAAUGAAGUGAGACGCUGUGAGGAGAUGGACAGGAAGCUCAGGUUUGUAGAGAAGGAGAUUAAGAAAGCCAACAUUCCAGCUAUGGACACUGGUGAGAAUCCUGAAGUCCCAUUCCCACGUGACAUGAUUGACCUUGAGGCAACUUUUGAGAAACUGGAGAAUGAACUGAAGGAAAUCAACACAAACCAGGAGGCCCUGAAGAAGAACUUUCUGGAGCUGACAGAACUCAAGCAUAUCCUCAGACGGACACAGCAGUUCUUUGAUGAGAUGGAGGAUCCUAACCUGUUGGAGGAGUCUUCAUCUCUGCUGGACCCCAGUGAGGCUGGCCGUGGAGCUCCACUGCGACUGGGGUUUGUUGCUGGGGUUAUAAACCGCGAGAGAAUCCCCACAUUUGAGAGGAUGCUGUGGAGAGUGUGCCGUGGAAAUGUGUUUUUGCGACAGGCGGAGAUUGAAGACCCUCUUGAAGACCCCACAACAGGAGAUCAGGUACACAAAUCUGUGUUUAUCAUCUUCUUCCAAGGAGACCAGUUGAAGAACAGAGUGAAGAAGAUCUGUGAAGGGUUUCGUGCGUCUCUGUACCCAUGCCCUGAAACCCCUCAGGAGAGGAAGGAAAUGGCAGCGGGCGUCAACACCCGCAUUGAUGACCUCCAAAUGGUGUUGAAUCAAACAGAGGAUCACCGACAGAGAGUAUUACAGGCAGCUGCUAAAACCAUACGAGUGUGGUUCAUUAAAGUGAGGAAGAUGAAGGCCAUUUAUCACACACUGAACCUCUGCAACAUCGAUGUUACACAGAAAUGUUUGAUCGCUGAAGUCUGGUGCCCCGUUUCGGACCUCGAUUCCAUUCAGUUCGCUCUGCGCAGGGGAACGGAACGGAGUGGGUCAACAGUUCCCUCCAUCUUGAACCGAAUGCAAACCAAACAGACUCCACCUACUUACAACAAGACCAACAAGUUCACGUCAGGUUUCCAGAACAUUGUGGAUGCUUAUGGGAUUGGAACCUACCGAGAGAUCAACCCAGCACCGUACACCAUCAUUACAUUCCCCUUCCUGUUUGCGGUCAUGUUUGGUGACAUGGGUCACGGCGUGUUGAUGACCUGUGCGGCGCUUUACCUCGUCAUCAGAGAGAGUCGCCUGCUUGCUCAGAAAAGUGACAAUGAGAUGUUCAGCAUGAUAUUUGCAGGGCGUUAUAUCGUUCUUCUGAUGGGGAUCUUCUCCAUCUACACCGGUCUGAUCUAUAAUGACUGCUUCUCUAAAUCACUCAACAUGUUUGGGUCUGGCUGGAGCGUGCGGCCCAUGUUUGUCCAGAAGGGUGGAAACUGGUCGUUUGGGACUCUGGACAGAAACCCUGUUCUUCAGUUGGAUCCAGCUAUUCCUGGAGUGUUUGGUGGCCCAUAUCCUCUAGGCAUUGACCCUAUCUGGAAUAUUGCAACAAACAAGCUGACGUUCCUCAACUCCUUUAAGAUGAAGAUGUCAGUAAUCCUGGGUGUCAUUCACAUGCUGUUUGGAGUCACACUCUCCCUCUUCAAUCAUCUGUACUUUAAGAAACCUCUGAACAUCUUCCUUGGUUUCAUCCCAGAGAUUGUGUUCAUGAGCAGUCUGUUUGGUUAUCUGAUCCUGCUCAUCUUUUAUAAGUGGAUGGCGUAUGAUGCAGCGACCUCUAAAGAUGCUCCCAGUCUGCUGAUAGCCUUCAUCAAUAUGUGUUUGUUCAACUACAACGACCCCACCAACAAACCCCUGUACAGAGGACAGAUGGGGAUUCAGAUUUUGUUAGUGUUGAUAGCUCUGGCAUGUGUACCGUGUAUGCUGGUGGUGAAGACUUUGGUCCUGCGCCGCCAGUACCUGUGGAAAAAACACCUGUCCCAGAUGAGGGAAGCAAGACCUGCAGAGAAUCUAGAAACUUUAGAGCAGACAGGCACCAGCUCACCCACCGGACUCACCCAACAGGGCACGCAGAAGUUCGGUGGUGUCCGGGUCGGAAACGGGCCUACAGAGGACGAAGCGGAGAUCAUUGACCACGACCAGCUCUCGCAGCAUUCAGAGGAAGGAGACGAGGUAGAUGGCGAAAAAAGUAUGUGCUUUAUUCAUGAAACAAGACCACAUAUUUGUACCAGACAUGUGUAAAAUUAAUGUGGAUAAAGAAAAAUACUUUGAAUCCCAAGUGCAUUUACACAAAUUUAGAAAACCAAAAAGUAUAAGUUUGUGCCCCGCUGUAUGUGUGUAAGAGUAACAUUUUUGUGCUAUCAUAAAGGGGGAUAUUUUUUAUUUUAUAAUAAUAAUAAUUAUAAUAAUAAUAAUAAUUAUUAUUAUUAUUAUGUAUGAAAUGGCUUAAAAUGUUUUUCGUUUUUUUUCACCGAAACUCCACGCUUUUCAUUUAAUUGGGUCAUCCAUUUGUUUGUAGUCAGUUUUCUUAUUUCAACAAAGGCUACUGAUGUUAAAUUUUUCUUUAUAAAAGUUUAUGCAACACUAUGCGCUUUGUGUUUAGAUUAUGAGCUCUUGACAUUGUUAAGUAGUGAACAAAACAAGGAAAGUGUGAAAAAAUUUGUUUUCUUCCUGGUCAUUGUUUUGAGUAGCAGUAAAGCCACGUUAAGCGUUUUAAAAUGUAAUUUGAAUGCCAUAAACCGGAGCAUAAUUGAGCGCAAUGUAAUAUGCGUAUUUAUGCAUCAGUAUAAUCAGAAUGUGCAUACCAAAUAAAAUUGCUAUUAGUAACUGAAUCAUUAGUGGUUUGUGCACAGUAUACACACACAAUAAAAAUGGCUUGUCCACGUUUGACGUACUUUGCCGCUGCCUGCUGCAGUAUGAAAGAUUCACAGAUCCCCGGGUAAGCACAAGCCAAAUAUCGGCUUCGGCACAAGAAAAGCACCAGUGAAAAAUGAGUAUAGCUUAACGAAAGAGUAUAUAUUCAAACAAAACGUGUCACUCUUUCAUACAUUCAUACUCAUAGUCAGUGAUAUGAAGUCAGCAAUAGUUUAUUGCCAAAUCGCUUGCUGUGCAUUUUGGUGAGAGGUCCCAUGUGAGAAAUGAACUCACUGACUAAACCAUUAGCAAUCAGUGUUGGUUCAAAGAAUGAAACACGACUGCCCUCUACUGAUCAUGUCUCUCCUGUACCGCCUAAUGACGCAUCACACCACGUGAUAUCACAGGAUCUGUUUCCCUUUGACACUGUAACAAGGUAAAUGGAAAGGAGGAGGCGAGAACCGGCAUGAUAAUAUAAAUAAAGGUUAAUAACAAACUUAACCAAAAGCACCAACACACACAGUGUCGGACAGCUGUCCGUAACUCUCUCUCUCUCUGUCGCACUGCCGUCUCCGGUCGGCCUUAUUCCUCUCAGGCUUAAUCAGCCUAAUUAGGGGCCGGGUGUGCGGAAUCACGACCCGGCCACACCCUCCGCCCUGCCACAUUCCUCCCUCAUUCUCUGACGUACACCCCCCCCCCCCCCCUUUUUUUUCCCUGGGGGGAGACGUGCCCUUCCAGCCCCGUCUGCCGGCAGGUCAUCCCAGCCUUCCUGGAACUGGGAAGGUGACAAGGGGAGGGAAACAACAAUAAAAAAAAACACGGUACAUAAACGCCAUAACGGCUGAUGAUACCAACUUAAUAUAAUAUUUAAAAAGAGAGGGAAAGGCCUACACAGAGCAGCAGCGGGAGAGAGAGAGAGAGAAAAAAAAAUACUUACUCGCCUGUUCUCUGAUACGCCGUAGCCUGGUCCUCGGCCACUCCUCUCAGACCCUGCCGCGUUUCAGUGGCUGGUAGGUGUCUCCUCCGCACCUGGCAGUGGCCCUGACCGCUCCAGGCAGUCGGUUAGGAGCCCCUCCUCCCCUCAUGGUCGGCAGCCAUUCCUCCACUCUCAGGCGGCCUGGCUUCUCCGUUCCCCGGCGGAUGGCUGCGGCUGCUCCGUUGGGGUAGAUGGUAGUGGCGAGGACCAUCUACUACGGCGCAUCCCUCCUCCUUCCCGGAUUUUGGCACCAGUGUAACCCAUCAAUGGAAAGGAGGAGGCGAGAACCGGCUUGACAAUAUAAAUAAAGGUUUAAUAAGAAACUUAACCAAAAGCACAAACACACACUGGUGUCGGACAGCUGUCUGUAACUCUCUCUCUGUCGCACUGCCGUCUCUGGUUAGCCUUAUGUUGAAUCACCCCGGCUCCGCCCUCCACCCUGCCACAGACACACAUUCUCAAAGGCCGCAUCUGUACAUAUUGAGAAAAAGCUGUUCAUUUCAUCAAAAUGAUGUAGCCUAUUGGUCUUUUUUUUUUUUCAACAUAAACAGACUAUGAAAAAUGGUUACACGAUUACUUGAAAUGCUCCCGAUCAAAACAAGCCCAAAUACAACACUAAAGCCGCAAGUGGCAGUUAUUGUGGUCCAGGCACUUUGGAAAAAAGUGACCAAAAUUGGCAAAUUUAAACAGAACUGUUCCGUUAGUGGCAAAGUAAUUUAAUUACCAAGGACCAUAGUGGCACCAUUAAUGCAGCAAACUCUUUUUGUACUGUGCAAGAUAUAGGUUUUGGACCCUUGUUUGUCUACCAGUAUUGGUAUUGGUGCAGAUCCCUAAUUAAUCAAUAUGUCCCAAGGUUUUCUUAUUAAAAAUACAACCAACUCAUGUGGAAAAACUACAGCCAUUGCUUAAGUGAUGUUGCCCUGUGAGAUGUUGUAGUUUGAUAACAUAAAAGCUUUUAGAUCACUAUAUUGUUUAAAAGAAACUUUAACAUGUAAAUUACCAGUCUUUGAGCCAGUGAAGCUGUUGAGUUAGAGGCAGAAGAGAAGGAUAGAUUAAACGCUAGGGAGAUAAUAGAUUUGUCAUCCCGCAGUGAUAUGAGAAAUGUAAACAGAAGAGUAACUUUUCACAGAUACCAUGAGAGCUCUCUGACUCACCCACUCCAAACAUACCCACCACUGGAAUGUGCAAAAUAUUUUCAUUCUCUCUCUUAACAUUUGACAUAGUCCUCAAUAGUCUGUUCCAUUGUGCAUUGAAAAGAGGAUAAUUAUGAUAAUACACUAGAACGAAAGGCUGUAGCACCUUACGAAUCCUGUGAAGAACAUGUCCGGGACUCUGGGUUACUAGGGAUGUCCCAGUACAAAUACUGGUAUUGGAAUCGGGUCCCAUACCGCGCUCAUGUAACAGGUCAAUAGUAUAAUCAAUAGUAAUUGUGUUAUAUACAGUAGAAGCAAAAUCUGUUAUAUUCUGUUAUGCAGCACUUGACAAAAAUAACCCCAAUGAUGUAUUUUGGAUUGUGCUGUGAGAUUCUGUUUAUAAGCACUUCAUUUGAUAAAACUGUACAUAUUUAUGUUAAAAACUAAUUUUUAUUUUCAUUUGAUUAAAGGUUCAAUUAAUUCAUUUAGUUAGACACGAUUUUGAUUAUAAAACUGAAGUAAACUGUUGAUAUGGAAUUCAGAAAAAAAACACACAAAAAAAAAACAGUUUUCGGUAUUGGCAAGUACCGAAAAGGAAGUAGCGGUACUCAUACCCGCUCUCAAAUAAAUGGUAUCAGGACAUCCCUACGGGUUACAUUUCACAUCAAAAUCAAAAGAAAAACAAAAAGAAAAAGUGUAUUGAAAAUGAAUCCUAUUUUAGGACUAUAAAUAUUUCUUGUAAAUUGUAAAGUAUUUAUACUUCAUUGUGUAUAUUUAUACUUUAUUUAAGGAUGAUUUAAGUUAAAAAUCAUUACAGUAUUUUUUAUGUAAAAAAAAAAGCAUAAUAUCACAAUGCAAAAUCCAAAAAGACCUUAAUUGACUUUAUGCAAAUUGUUCUGACUAGAUAAUGAUUAGAAAUUGUGAAUUAUUUAUAUAUCAUGAUAAUAUUUAAAUACUGACUUUAUUUAAGAAUGAAUAAAAAAUCUGUACAGUGUUUUUUACAGUAAUGCUUUAAUACAAAAUAUAUGAAAAUAAUGUCACAGUGCAAAAUGCAAAAUGUUCUCUCUCUCUCUCUCUCUCUCUCUCUCUCUCUCUCUCUCUCUCUCUCUCUAUAUAUAUAUAUAUAUAUAUAUAUAUAUAUAUAUAUAUAUACUGUACUAUCGAAAUAUAAGGGACAGUACUAAACGCUACCAAUCCAAGCUGUGGAGACACUGGUAUCGUUGCAUCUUUGUAACACACUGAUUUGUAUGAAUUUUUUUAUUUUUUAUGUAUGCUGCUCAUUUUAUGUGUUGUCUUGUAUUUUAAUUGGACCCUGAGUCUGUAAUAAUGUUUUGAAAGUAUAUAUAUAUAUAUAUAUAUAUAAUAUUAUGAUUAUUAUUUUAUUAUUUAUCUAAUUUUUUUUUUUUUUUUAAUUUAUUUAUUCAUUUAUUUUUUUUUGCAGAAUCAUAAACCAUUUAAAUUAGACUCUUUUUGGUCAGGUUUAGAGGUCAAUGAACUGUUUACAAAAAAUAACACAUUCACAUAAGUGAAUUGAUUAUUAAAUAUUUGUGGCAUCACUAUUAGACAAAAUGGUGAUUAAAUAUAUUUGGAAUGCACUACAGUUUGAAACUCCAUUAUGAAACAGCAGUAAUUUAUGGCCAUCCAAAAUUUCUUUACAGAGUAAAUCAUCACACAAUUUAUCAAGAAUGGAAGAAGUAUAAGUUGUAACUGUGAAGAAGGUAUGAGUGUGGUCUGCGGUAUUAUCAACAGAUGGCUUUAAUUGUUUGUGGUGAGAUGGUAUUGUGCUGAUCUUCAUCUACAGAGAUGGAAAAAUGCACCUUGCAGACACAAGGACAGGAUUCAGCAUGCAAAUAUCAAUAUAUUUUUAUACAAUAGAAUAUACAAUAGCAGUCUAUUAAUAAAGAAUUGUUUGGUGCAUGUGUGCCAGUGUUGAAAAGAGGGCUAUGCCCAUCAUACACACUGGUGUGUAAUUCACGCUGAUAACAAUUCAAUUUGAUUACAGUUCUUUACUAAAUGAUUCAAUACAUCAUAAAGUCUGACAUUAGGUGAACAUUUGUUUAGAUUAUUUUGAUACGAUUCAUGGUUAUUGUAAAAAAAAAAAAAAAAAAAAAAAAAUGGUAAGGACAAUCAAUUAACACUAUCAGUUUUGAUUGGGGAUAGAUUUGGUGGAUUUUGUUUUUGUUUUUUGGAUAAGAAAUAAACAUAGAAUACCUAGGGUAUUAUUAUGGAAGUAAUUAAAGAUAGUUUAGUAUAAAUUCCAUAAUGAAUGUAUUGCAUAUUCUUGUAAUGUAUUUUUACACCCCAGGAAACACUGUAUUUGCUAAGCUGUAACGUUUGAUUGUCUUUUUCUCAUUGUUAUGGAUUAAUGUUUCGUACAUUUUACAGUUAAAUAAUAAAAAGAUGCAUACUUUUCUCUCUGACAAUAUAUCUUAAACUCUGCUCUCUGCU